GCUCUGCUGGGUGGUAGGAGAAGUGGGGGAGGGUGCCGGAUCUGUUCCCCUCAGGGGCCCGCGGACAGCACAAUAGCCCCUGGGGCUGCUGCUCUCUGGCUUAAGUGGUUGCCUGGGCAACAGCUGGGGCCAAUUUCCACCAAUCCAUGGCAGAGGCUGGGUGGGGGGAGGGAAGCUGGCCGGGAAAGGGGGGUGCCGUCCCCUUGAGCUGGAUCGUAUAUAAGGAGGAGGGAUGUGAGCAGAGUGGUCUGGGCUUUGCAGUCCCUCCAGCGGGCGUGGAGGCCGGGCACAAAGAUGCUUAGGCUGGGCUUCGCCAAGCCUGGGUCCUGGGCCAGCUUCUGGGCCAUCCUGACCUUGGUAGGCCUGGCUACUCGUGCAGCCCACAAAACUGAUGUCGGCGGGGAGUCAACGGGCACCUCCAUCAACCACUCCCAGAUGCUGCUGCAACGCUUACAAGAGCUGCUGCGGCAGGGCAAUGCCAGCGACGUGGUUGUGCGGGUGCAGGCCGCGGGCACCGACGAGGUCCGAGUCUUCCACGCCCACCGCCUGCUGCUGGGACUGCACAGCGAGCUGUUCCGGGAGCUGUUGAGUAACCAGAGCGAGGUGGUUUUGCAGGAGCCCAGGGACUGUGCUGCCGUCUUUGACAAGUUCAUCAGGUACCUCUACUGCGGUGAGCUGACCGUGCUGCUAGCGCAAGCCAUCCCCCUGCACAAGCUGGCCACCAAGUACGGGGUGGCCUCCCUGCAGCGGGGCGUGGCCGACUACAUGCGCGCGCACCUGGCGGGCGGCGCGGGGGCGCGCCAGCACGGCCGCCUGCUGGUCCGCCACGCCUACAGCUUCCACCAGAGCAGCGAGGAGGCCGGCGACUUCCUGGCGCACGCCGACCUGCAGCGGCGCAACUCCGAGUACCUAGUGGAGAACGCCCUGCACCUUCAUCUCAUCAUCAAGCCAGUCUACCACACCCUCAUCCGGACCCCCAAGUAGCCAAGCAGGGCUGGGGAUGAGUUGCUCGGCGUCCCUGACGCCUCUGGAUCCGGAAAUAAAGGCUCAGCAUAGAUGGUCCAGAGAGACUGGGAGUGGCACGGCCAGUGGCCAGGCACUGGCAGCUUUGGAGCCGGGUGGAAUCCAGGUGAGGGGUGGUAGACCAGAUGCCUGGUUUCAGGAGCUGAUUUCAAGCUGACUUGAAAGUGAUGCUCUUGGUAGAAUAAACCGAUGCUCAGA
This is a messenger RNA of Vicugna pacos (alpaca), 1221 nucleotides long. The record is from RefSeq and is a predicted model, not a curated record. Lineage: Eukaryota; Metazoa; Chordata; Mammalia; Artiodactyla; Camelidae.